Schistosoma haematobium is the source of this 5250-nucleotide messenger RNA. RefSeq names its product Eukaryotic translation initiation factor 3 subunit E. Bases 129 to 1463 code for a protein of 444 amino acids. Gene Ontology annotation, molecular function: translation initiation factor activity. The record is from RefSeq and is a predicted model, not a curated record. Gene Ontology annotation, biological process: translational initiation. Lineage: Eukaryota; Metazoa; Platyhelminthes; Trematoda; Strigeidida; Schistosomatidae. The transcript is spliced from 10 exons. Gene Ontology annotation, cellular component: cytoplasm; eukaryotic translation initiation factor 3 complex; nucleus.
GGAGUUAAUCGUGAUCCCCUGCUACUAGACACGGAAGCCUGUUAAGCGAAAGCUUCUUUUAUUCCGUCCACAACCAUUUGAACCAUUUGAAGAGCGCCUAACACAACAUUGCCGCCACCGUUAGCAUAAUGUCUGAAUUCGACUUAACAAAGAAGAUAAGUAGUUUUCUAGAUAAACACUUAACUUUACCACUGCUGGAAUACAUAUGUGUCAAAAAUAUAUAUGAUGAAAAAAGCAUUCUGAAGACCAAAUGGGAGGUUCUCUUGGGGACUUCUAUGGUUGAUUAUGCCGCAGAUACUUAUAGAAGUAUAUACGAAACAGAGCCUCCAAAAGGAUUACUUGACAAGAGAGAAAAAGUCUUAGAGAGUAUUCAAGAAACGGAGGUUAAGUUAAAACCAGUGAAGGUAAUAUUUAGUCAAGAAACAAUGAAAGAAGUUGCCCAAUGUAAAAACGCCAAAGAUCUGUUGACUAGUUUGGAAACUAAAUACAACUUCAAGACAGAGAUGCUUAACGAUAUGUUUGAUGCUGCACGCGUAUUUUAUGAUGCCGGAAAUUACAACUUAUCAUCUGAAUAUUUAAAAAUAGUCCGCCAGCUUGUAACCCCUGGGACACAAAGACAUUUGGAUGCCAGUUGGGGCCGCCUAGCCAGUGAAAUUUUAGUCCAAAACUGGGAUGAAGCGUUGGAAGAUUUAGAAAAGUUGAAGGAUGCUAUAGAUUGUCAAAAUGAAGAUAGACCUGCAUCUCGUACAUAUUUAAUACAACUACAACAGCGUACAUGGAUGUUACACUGGUCACUUUUUGUUUUUUUCAAUCAUCCCCAGGGCAAAGAAAAAUUAAUUGAAUGGUUUAUGCAAAAUACAACACAUUUGAACGCUAUUCAGACGUUGGCGCCACAUUUAUUGCGUUACCUUACUGUGUGCGUAAUCACUAGUACUGAUAAAAAGAAAAAGAAUCUUAUACGAGAUUUAAAAUAUCUUAUUCAACAGGAAAGUUAUUCUUAUCGUGAUCCAGUUACUGAAUUCUUUGAGUGUUUAUUUGUGAAAUUCGAUUUCGAUGGAGCUCAACAAAAACUUCGAGUUUGUGAAACUGUUUUACCAAAUGAUUUCUUCUUAACUGGAUGUUAUGAUGAAUUUAUGGAGAAUGCUCGUUUACUUAUGUUUGAAUCAUUUUGUCGAAUACAUCAUAGUGUUGGAAUAAGUGUACUUGCUGAAAAGUUGAAUAUGGAUGUGGAUGAUGCGGAAAAAUGGAUUGUAAAUUUAAUACGCAACGCUCGUAUGGAUGCGAAGAUAGAUUCACAAAAGGGUGUUAUUGUAAUGGGAACACAGAAUGUUUCACCGUAUCAACAAGUUAUUGAACGAACUAAGAGUAGUGGAACAUGUGCUCAUAAACUAUUGGAAAGAUUGCGUUGGGAGAAAUCAAUCGAUACAGAACUGUGGACCUCUUCAAAUCUGCACGUCUAUUGAUUUGAUGCAUUGUUGUUCAGAAGAAAAAAUUGUUUCUUUUUUCUAUUGAUGAAUUUCUUUUCUGAACACUAUGAAGUAAUAAUUAUUAUCACUGAUAAGUAUAUCCAUUCAAUUGACAUAUGUGUACUGGUGUAUCAUAUACUACCUACUGUUGUUUGUUUGUGUUUGACUACUGAGAUUCAUUUUGGGAAUAUCGUUUAGAUAAUUCGAAUCUCUUUAUGUAUAUGUAAAUGAAAUUGAUAUAACACAUUGAUUAUGUAAGAAAUGAUUGGUUUUCUUCUAUUUCUUGACAUUUUUAUGAUACACUAUUGUUUACAAUUUGGUAAUGGAUUUUCUGUCAUCAAUAAUUGGUUUCCUACUUUUUUUUUGGAAGGGAGUUAUUAUGGAGAGAUGAUAAAUGAUUUUAGGUCAUAUUUAAAUUCCUCAUAAAAAUCCAACUGUUUAUUAAUAAUAUUGUAAUUAAGUCAUACUACAUUUCGUCAUUUGAAUUAUCGUUAUUUAAAGUGGAUCAAUCAGUCAUAAACUAUGUAAUACAUCAUAUAAGUGUACAUGUCUAUGUAAUUAAGUCCGAUUAACAAUAAUCUGACAUCAGAAUGUUUAGUAAGGCAAGUGAAAGAACUAAAAGAAAUUGGGAAAGGAGGGUGAUGGUUAUAUAUACUGUAAAGACGUGCUUCAGCUGGAACUAUUUACUUACUUACUUAUGCCUGUUACCCCUCAUGAAGGAGUAUACGCCGUUCAACAGCAUUCUCCAUUCGACUCCAUCCUGUGCUCUCUUUCCUAGUUGUUUCUACAUUAUAUUCAUUCUAUACAUGUCUACUUCCGAUUCCUGACGUACUAUGUACUAUGUCCCCUGGCAUUCCUCUUUUCCAUUUCCCUUCAGGAUUCCAAGUUAGCGCUCACCUAGUGAUGCAGUUUGAUGAUUUCCACAAUGUAUAUCCUAUCCACUUCCAUCGUCUUUUCCUAAUUUCCUGCUCAGAUUGAAGCUGGUUUGUUCUCUCUCACAGUAGAGCGUUGCUGAUAGUAUUUGGUCAACGGACAUUGAGUAUAUUGCGUAGAUAAUUGUUUAUAAAUGUUUGUACGUUUUUGAUGAUGGUUGUGAUAGUUCUCGAAGUUUCAACUCUGUACAGUAGAACUGUGUUGAUGUUCGUAUUAAAGAUUGUGACUUUGAUAUUGGUUGAUAGUUGUUUUGAGUUCCAUAUGUUCUUUAACUAUGGGAAUGCUGCCCUCAUUUGUCCACUCUUUGCUUUUAUGUCUUCAUCGGAUCCUCCUUGUUCAUCGAUGAUUAUUAUUAUUAUUAUUAUUAUUAUUAUUAUAAGCUUUAUUCAAUAUUAUAUUUUUGGUACAAUAUAGAAUUCUCAGCGCAAAGUAUUUCAACAAGUUUCCGUUUCUUUCUUCUUGGUCGGUCCUGGCGAUAAAUAUUGAGUGAUCGCCAGUUAGAUGUUAGCAGUCCAGUAAAUGAACAUCUGAAUAAUGUGCAUUCCUUCAGUUGUAUAUUGCCACCAACCACAUUGUCUCUUAUUGAGCUUUUUGUAACUUUGACAACAAAAGGUUGUACACUCUUCAGAAACGCAGCAGAAUAGGUUAUGCAAUUAAUAAACAUAAUGAUAUAUUAAAACAAACAAAAAGAGAUAACUUGUUGAAAUAUCUAGAUGUCAGGAACAGGUAGCCCAGACGCUCAAGCUGGCCGCCCUUUAUGGUAAUGUCCAGCUCCGUGAAUGUUUCCAUCUCUUCCAGAGUUUCUCAAUCGAAUGUGAUUGGGUUGGUGUUCUCCGUGUUAUAUUUGAAGAUCUUGCUAUUUCCCUUGUGUAUGUCGAGGUUUACUUAUGCAAGGGCUUCUGCUACACUGGUCGUCUUCAUCUGCAUUGGUUGUUGUAUAUAAGAUAGAAGAGCUAGGUGAUCUGUGAAGUCCAAAUCAUCUAGUUUUAGGCAAGCUGUCCAUUGUAUUCAGUGAUUCCUGUGAUAUUUGGAGGUUUUCAUAAUCCAGUCAAGUAUCAGAAGAAAGAGAAAGAGGUAGAGUAUUCGUCCUGGUCAGAAUCUGGUCCUCACUUGGAAUGCGUCUCUAAGUUGUCCUCCAUUCACGUCUUUGCACUGUAGUCCGUCGUAUGAACUCCGUAUGAUGUUGACGAUUUUCUCAGGUACACCAUAGUGUCGAAGAAAGUUUCAUGAGUUUCUCCUAUCUACAUUGUCAAAAGCUUUCUCAUAGAUAGGUGGUUGUAUGUGCAUUACUAUGACGGUUUUUAACUCGUUUCACCUUACAUCUCCACAGGUAAUUGGCAAUUAUACAAAUUAGUCCGGUGAUAGGUCUGAAUCUAUCCAUAUGGGUUAGAACUAUUGGCAAUCACUUCAUGAACUGAUAUAAUAUUUUUGCUUAAUCGAAUCUACCAACUUCUAUGGUUUUCUAUAUUGUAUAUGAAGUUAGUUGGUAUCUAAGAAUGGCUUAUACACGGAACUCAUCUAUUCCAGUCGAAGGUUCACGUUCUUAUCAUUUCUAACUAAAAUCAUGUACGUAACUUCGGCAUCACGCUAUCAGUAGUACAAAGAUAUGUAUGAUCGAGUACUUGCUACAGAACACACCAAAAGAUGCAAACGGACGACUGAAGGCUACGUAUUAUAUAAAUACUUUGUAACUUGUCGCAGUUAGUAUAUAUUUCUAUCUAUUGUUGUGCUUUACUGUAUAACCGAGUUAUUCGGAACAACGUUAGGUGUGUAUUUCUGUAAUCAAGAGAACUGCUCAGCAAUUAACUUUAUCACGAAAAAUAUGAAUUAAAUAAUAAACAACUACGCACGUUUUGCUUAACAUAUAUAGUGAUGUUUUUUGAUUUAUUCUUAGAAAGUAAGCAAAUUAUACAGAUGUUUCAAAUCUAACUAGACAAGAUAUACAGUAGCUUUUCAAGUGUUUAGCCCCUAAAUGCCCUGGUACGAUCGAGGGUUGGAAGAGUCCUCUCUUUCUGAGGAAAACAAGAAAAACAAUUGGUUAAUCACUGGGUGGUGAUCAGUGUCAUAUGUGUCCGGUCCUUCUUAGUGCAGGUCGAAUGCUAUCAAAACAGUUGCAAUAUGGCCACUAGUUUAGAUGACUCGACAUUGCGUGCACCAUGUUGAGGUAAGAUGGUGGUUGAAGUUAGUCAACAGGAAACUGUGGAUACGGGUUUCGUGCUAUUUGGCAUUCGUCAGGAAUUUUUACUUGUAAUCUUGAGGGAACUAGUGAUCCCUGAGGCAUUCGAUCUGGCGUCACCCAGUUUCACAGUCAGAGACGUUACCACUGGACUAUCCGAGCCGCUAUCGUCCUCCUGUAAGACAGAUGUAUUCACAAUUGAUUGAUCACUGGGUCGUGAUCAUUGUCAGGUCUUUUUUAGUGCAGACCGAAUACUAGCAACCAAGUUGCAAUAUGGCCACUAAUCUAGGUGACUCGACAUUGCGUGCACUAUAUUGACAUAAGAUAAUGGUUGGAGGUAGUCAAUAGGGAACUGGGUGACACGAGACCUCUUCCGUCAGGGAGCAUCAAUCCUCUCAAGAUUACAGAUACACCCUACUGAUGAGUGCCAAAUAUCACGAAACUCGGGUUUAAGGUUUCCUGUUAAUUAUCUCCAACCACCAUCUUAAACAUAAAUACUACACAGAGUAAUCAUUAUAUUGAAUUAAUAAACGGAAGUAAUGUUGACCAAAUAUCAUAAUGAGUACAAAAAUGUAAUUUGGCCUGUUUUUUCCUGUCCCCUCCCCAUCAUAUCAGAGAAAAUUCUAAAAAAAAUAUUUUGUUAAACUUAAUGGGCUAAAAUCUGUAGAUUUAUUU